This is a messenger RNA of Vombatus ursinus (common wombat), 1845 nucleotides long. Its product is annotated as oxysterols receptor LXR-beta-like. The transcript is spliced from 8 exons. Lineage: Eukaryota; Metazoa; Chordata; Mammalia; Diprotodontia; Vombatidae. The coding region runs from base 1 to 1389 and encodes 462 amino acids. The record is from RefSeq and is a predicted model, not a curated record. Gene Ontology annotation, molecular function: RNA polymerase II cis-regulatory region sequence-specific DNA binding; nuclear receptor activity; zinc ion binding. Gene Ontology annotation, biological process: cell differentiation; positive regulation of transcription by RNA polymerase II; negative regulation of transcription by RNA polymerase II.
AUGGCCUCCCCCGCGAUCCUCGGCACCCCUGCGGCCCCGGCCCCGGCCCCCACCCCCGGAGAUGGUGACGACGGGGCCUCAAAGCUCAUAAAGGAAGAGGGGCCUGAGCCCGGGAUGACCGGGACCGGAUCCCCCGGCACCGAGCCCCACGGCCCCAUCCCCGCCGUCCCGGCUGGGGAGGGCUCUGCCUGCGGCAUCGCAGAGGAGCUGGAGCCCGAGCGGAAGCGCAAGAAGGGCCCGGCCCCCAAGAUGCUGGGCCACGAGCUGUGCCGCGUGUGCGGGGACAAGGCGUCGGGCUUCCACUACAAUGUGCUCAGCUGCGAGGGCUGCAAAGGCUUCUUCCGGCGCAGCGUGGUGCGGGGCGGUGCCCGGCGCUACACCUGCCGCGGGGGCGGGGCCUGCCACAUGAACGCCUUCAUGCGCCGCAAGUGCCAGGAGUGCCGCCUGCGCAAGUGCCGCGAGGCGGGCAUGCGGGAGCAGUGCGUCCUCUCGGAGGAGCAGAUCCGUAAGAAGAAGAUCCAGAGGCACCAGCCGGCGGCGCCAGGGCCGGUCUCGGGGGGCGCGGCUGCCCCCGGGGUGCCGAUCCCCGGGCCUGCUGGCUCCCCGGCCGCCUGCUCGGAGGCUGGCGGGCCGGGCCCCGCCGACGGUGCCGGCGCCCAGCUCACGCCCGACCAGAAGCUCAUGAUCCAGCAGCUCGUGGCGGCCCAGCUGCAGUGUAACAAGCGCUCUUUCUCUGACCAGCCCAAGGUCACGCCCUGGCCGCUGGGGGCCGACCCCCAGUCGAGGGACGCGAGGCAGCAGCGAUUCGCCCACUUCACGGAGCUGGCCAUUAUCUCCGUGCAAGAAAUCGUGGAUUUUGCCAAGCAGGUGCCGGGCUUCCUGCAGCUGGGGCGCGAGGACCAGAUCGCGCUGCUCAAGGCCUCCACCAUCGAGAUCAUGCUGCUGGAGACGGCGCGGCGGUACAACCACGAGACAGAAUGCAUCACGUUCCUGAAGGAUUUUACCUACAGCAAGGACGACUUCCACCGAGCAGGCCUGCAGGUAGAGUUCAUCAACCCCAUCUUCGAGUUCUCCAGGGCCAUGCGGCGGCUGGGCCUGGACGACGCGGAGUACGCGCUGCUCAUCGCCAUCAACAUCUUCUCUGCCGACCGGCCCAACGUGCAGGAACCGAGCCGAGUGGAGGCCCUGCAGCAGCCCUACGUGGAGGCUCUGCUCUCCUACACACGCAUCAAGAUGCCCCAGGACCAGCUGCGGUUCCCGCGGAUGCUGAUGAAGCUGGUGAGCUUGCGGACACUGAGCUCCGUGCACUCCGAGCAGGUGUUUGCCUUGCGCCUCCAAGACAAGAAACUCCCCCCUCUGCUGUCUGAGAUCUGGGACGUCCACGAGUGACCAGGGAGUGGCUCCCACUGGCCUGUCCCCAGCACCGCCCCUGCUCCUCGGGCCCUGCCCGGCGGGAGCCCGGAGCAGCCCCGCAGGCUAGGCCCGGGGCUCCGGCCACGGGGCCCACGGCGAGCUCCUGAGUGGGGACCUAGGUCACCAGGUGGUCCGAGGCCCUGCUCCUGACGUUGUCUUCCUGGGGAGGGGUGGGCGGGUCAUUGACCCUUGACCGUUGACCCCCGGCACUUACCUUUCCCGUCCUCCCCUGCUUACACAGCGCGAUGCACCUUGAAGGGAAGGGGUGGCCUGAUUCUCCGCCUAGGGUCAAGGGGGGCAGGGCCCUCGGGUCCUGGGGUCCUCUGUUUCCUGUGGCCCCAAGGGAGGUGAGAGGGCUUCUCCUCCACUCCUUUUAUUUAAUAAACAAGACAAAGUAAAAUCUUAAUAAAAACGUCGAAGAGAAUCAAGUGA